This is a messenger RNA of Cucurbita moschata (crookneck pumpkin), 513 nucleotides long. RefSeq names its product ethylene-responsive transcription factor ERF026-like. The record is from RefSeq and is a predicted model, not a curated record. Gene Ontology annotation, biological process: regulation of DNA-templated transcription. Gene Ontology annotation, molecular function: DNA-binding transcription factor activity; DNA binding. The coding region runs from base 1 to 513 and encodes 170 amino acids. The transcript has a single exon. NCBI's taxonomy places the organism in Eukaryota, Viridiplantae, Streptophyta, Magnoliopsida, Cucurbitales, Cucurbitaceae.
AUGGCUUCUUUGACUUCCUCUUCUUCGUCAUCUUCAUCGACCACGAAGCAUCCUCUGUACAGAGGAAUUCGGUGCAGGGGUGGAAAAUGGGUGUCGGAGAUCCGGGAGCCACGUAAGACGACACGCAUAUGGCUAGGUACAUUUCCGACACCCGAGAUGGCUGCCACAGCUUACGACGUUGCCGCUCUCGCUCUCCGAGGUGAUCAAGCCAUCCUUAACUUCCCCUCCUCUGUUGCCUCCUAUCCUGUUCCUGCCUCCACCUCCCCGCUUGACAUACGCAAUGCUGCCUCCGCCGCCGCCAAUGCGUUGAACAAAGUUGAGACUUGCAGCACUAACAUUGAAGAUAGUGGUAAUACGGCGUCGUUCGUGGAUGAGGAGGAGAUUUUUGGGAUGCCAAGUUUGCUGGCCGACAUGGCGGAGGGGAUGAUGGUGUCGCCGCCAAGAAUGAACUCUCCACCGCUGUCUGAUGACAACUCCGAUGGAACGGAAUGUUUAUGGAACUAUUUUUUAUGA